AUGUGUGAGCAGAUACGUACAGUUGUAUCACUAAAAGGGAUACAGGGAGUUUCUCAAGUGGUCAUCCGUGAUCUUUGCCCAUAUCCCGUGAUUCUUGAACCGCAAAUGUAUACCCUGAACCUCAAAUAUCCAAAAGGUCUUCAUCCUCAUGACCUACCACCUGAAUUCUUAAAUCGGCCUGCGGCUUAUUUGACCCAACUGUUCGAAGAAGGGGGUCCCGGAACCAUCAUUCAAUUGGCACAAUCAAGUAUUUGGGAACUAGAAACAUUAAUCAAAAUUAGUACAAAUCGAUCAGAACUCAGUACUUUUGGCUACCCGAUCGAUCCAUCACUUCAAGCCCAACUUCACACAAUCCAAGAUCCAACAGCUAUCUCGUUCUAUGAGACCCAUUACGUGAAGAUCUCUCAUCUCACAGUCGAUGGCAGAAGACCCGAUAAGGGUUGGGUCGAAAAUGGCACUGCUCUGAUCGUGUGUGGUGGUCGGCAAGCAAAGGAUCCAGUGAUACAAUACUGCACUCUUAAACAUCCUCGUGGCUGGUCAUGUUUACAUCUCUUCAAUAUGUGUUCAGGUGGACGUGUCAUUGGUAAUAAAAUUGGCCCUGCAGGCUCACCGGCCCCAAACGGUCCAUGGGCCGAUGGGCUGAGUAUAGCAUGUCGCAACGGGCUAAUAGCCAAUAACGAAAUCGUGGAUGCCACGGACGGCGCGAUCGUUCUCUUUUGCGCCCCCGGCACUAUCUGUACUGGAAACACUAUAAUUGCUCGUACUCAAAACCUUUUGGGCGCAAUCAACAUGGUUGAUGCGGGUCCAUACGAGAUGGAUUAUACUGAUACAAGAGUCUUUGGUAAUAUUAUCAAAUCUGAAGGCGCUCAUAUCAAACUUGGAAUUGGGAUUGGUCCUUUGGCUUGGGCUCCUGGUCCAGAACAACAUAACUUCGGGGGGCAAGUGCAUGAUAACAUCUUUGGGCCUGGUCGUUUCGGUUAUGCGAUCGGUAUUGCAGGCGCCAAACACUUUAGUGUCCAAGGUAACAGCAUUGCAGCAGGAACGGAAUUCACUGGAGAUAUGACAUGCAUGCCUGAGCCUUUGAAUGCGCCGCCGAUGGCGUUUCUAGCUAAUUCAAACCCAGAUCUAGUGGUCGAUUGUGACUUGCAGUCUAAUUUCAAAAGAGGAAGAGCAUGCUGGUUGAUCGGAAUUGAGGAUGGACCACUCCGCAAACUACGUUAUGAUUCUGACCAACUUCAUCUUCAAUCAAAUUCAAUCGACCAAUCUCAAAUAGUUCUCGAUAAGAUCACCUUGAAGCUCCAAGAUGAUGGACUUUUGGUCGCCGUAUGUAACACCACACAGUCUAUCCUCUGGAAUUCUGGAAGUAGUGGUGCAUCCGGCGGUGCAAGUCUCACACUGAGCAGCGAUGGAAGAUUAACGAUAAGAGAGAAUGUAUCGGGUCGUUUGAUCUGGAAUCCUACGGAUUAUCUGGACGUCAAAGUGGAAAUGGGAAGAGCUAGUUUAACUCUUGCUGAUCAGUCUCCAUAUUUAGUCUUAUGGACUGAAGAUAAUUGUGUAGCUUGGGCUUCCGAAUACGUUUUUCAAAAAGGUAGUUUUGAAUUGGUAGCCGGUCAAUAUAUCUGUAUACCACCUCAUCAACCCAGAAGAGUUGGACCUGUUACCGGCCCACCACCAAUUCCUCCAAGACCGCAAUACGGAGAUUCACAACCUCCGAUCAUCCCACCAAGGCCAUCACAGCCUACUUACCUUUACUUGGAUCCUGAUACUUCCAAUCUAGUGCUUCACCAAGGCAGGCUUCCUGAUCAACCACAUGGCUCAGUAAUCUGGGCAUCAGAGUUUUUCUCUAAGUUCAAUCGUCAAGUGAAAAGUAUGGAUCGAGCAAACUGUCAGACACGCUGUUGUUUUCAAGGAGGCGAUGGGAACUUAGUCAUCUAUGGAAAUCCAGAUGAUUCAAAACCGGAAGAGAGAACAGCUUUAUGGGCUUCUGGGACUGAAUCUCUUUGGAUUAGACUUGAUCAACAUUUGCUUCAACAGCAACAUCCGCCCAGUCUUUCUUUCCAUGAUCACACGAUGGAACUUGUCAGGAAGAUCCCUUGA
This is a messenger RNA of Melampsora larici-populina 98AG31, 2097 nucleotides long. RefSeq lists its product as uncharacterized. The transcript has 11 exons. Lineage: Eukaryota; Fungi; Basidiomycota; Pucciniomycetes; Pucciniales; Melampsoraceae. The coding region runs from base 1 to 2097 and encodes 698 amino acids. The record is from RefSeq and is a predicted model, not a curated record.